Liolophura sinensis is the source of this 7198-nucleotide messenger RNA. Its product is annotated as proteasome adapter and scaffold protein ECM29-like. Bases 1 to 5676 code for a protein of 1891 amino acids. The transcript is spliced from 49 exons. Gene Ontology annotation, biological process: proteasome assembly; ERAD pathway. Gene Ontology annotation, cellular component: cytoplasm; nucleus. The record is from RefSeq and is a predicted model, not a curated record. Lineage: Eukaryota; Metazoa; Mollusca; Polyplacophora; Chitonida; Chitonidae. Gene Ontology annotation, molecular function: molecular adaptor activity.
AUGGCAGCCGCCGAUGACUUGGCCUUGCUGGAACGAGUGUUCUUUCGCGUUGGGUCAGCAGAGACAGAUGAACAGUUAGAAGUCAGACUUAGUAAAUUCCUGCCACCCGUGCUGCUGAAAUUAUGCAGUCCAGAAGAAACUGUUCGGAAAAAGGUGAUGGAGCUUUUGAUCCAUGUGAACAAGAGGCUGAAGAGCCGCCCUAAGGUGAAGCUACCUGUAGAUGCACUGUUGAUGCAAUACCAAGACCCAGCGUCUUCUCCAUUUGUCACAAAUUUCAGUAUCCUCUACAUAAAGAUGGGUUAUCCUCGGAUGGAAAUAGAGGAGCAGGCUGAGAAGGCAGCCAUCCUCAUCAGCUGCCUGGAGAGUAAACCUCAGCCUCAACAGGACAGUUUGUUACAGUUGUUACUACCUGUUCUGGGCCAUAUCAAACUGCCUGAAAAUGUGGAGAAAAGAAAAGCUAUGUUUAGUUUUUCUGAUAAGCCACAAGCAUCAAAGCUUCUCCUGGAGUUUCUACUUGAUGUUCUACUUUUCCCAUAUAGUGUUCCCCCAUCUUCAGCAACUCCAGCUGCACCGCCUCAGCCUGAACAGGAAGGUGGUCCACCUACUGCAGGAACAGCUCCCCCUGCAGCUGGUGGAGUUCCCCCUACUGGAGCAGUGCCCCCUUCAGGUUCAGCAUCCACUCCCACUGUCCCAGGUGGACUGAGUGAGUAUGCAUACAAACGCGUAAUUGGAGACGGUCCUUUGUCACCAGAGAGCUUGGAGAAGGCCAAGAUGGGAAUCCUGCGAUUUCUCGGCGGGGACGUGUUCCCAGAGCAGGAUGUGAUCUGCCAUUUUGUGGUGGGGGCCUCUGACACUCGUCACAGUGUGGCAACAUUUUCAGACAUGGAGUUGAAGAGGAUUGCUGGGAGUGCUGACUGGAAUGAUCCUGUGAUAGUUAAGAAGCUCUUUGACCUGUUUCUUGGAACUAUUCUCUUAAAGGGACAGAAAUCAAACACAAACAAAGCUCACAUCAGGACCAGUGUUAGCACCCGAGUUAAGCUGAAGAUCUUCCCCCAAAUCCUCAAGUCCCGUGAGGCUGCCAACACUUUCCCCCAGGCUGUUCAGGCGGUGUUUGAGUGUAUGUAUGGAGCUAAUACCCACCAGAAGCUGAAGAAAUAUGCUGUACAGUUUGUUCAUCACAUGUGCCUCUAUUGUACAGAUGAAAACUUGGGAGCCAUUGGUCAGGUGUUGAUAUCUGGCAUGUUAAACCUCAUACGUGAUAACAAGGAGGAUGCAAAGUUAAGGAACCUAGCUUAUGUGGCUGUGGGGAAGUUAGGAAAACGUUUGCCCUCUCUAGUGUCCAAUGACGUAGGGCUGGCACAGAGGUUUUUUGAUGCUAUAUCCACAGAGGACAGUGAGACGCGACUUGGUGUACAGGAGGCCCUCUCCAUCCUGUCCUCUGCCUUUAGGAACAUGGACAACACCAAUAAGAUGCUCAUGGAAGCUCUUAUUAUACAAAACUUUGAAAAGGAUGAGCCUCAGGCACGGAUCAUGGCGGUCAAAUACUCCCAGAUGGUGUUCCCCCCAGACCAUGUGUCUUCACGCUACCUCCUGCUUCUGGCCUGUGGGGACGUUAAAGAGGAGAUAUACUCAGAGGCUGUGAAGGCAUUGAGGUCAUUACCCAAAGAUGAUGAGCAUGAGAAGCCAGAGGUCACUCACGAGUCGGCUCAGCUGCCAAAGUUUGAGAACAUGGUCACCUACAUCACUGGCAAGGCUAAGGAAAGACUGUCCAGCAAUCAGACAUAUGCCAUUGGUACACAUGUGCUACCAUUCAACCCGGUCACCUAUGGAGAGAUGCUGAUGUACCUUAGGAUGUGUCUCGCAAAUGAUGCAGGAGUGAAACCCAACCUGGAGUCCCUGAAUUCCAUGCAAGCUGACUCUCCCAUCAUAGCUAAACACAUUCUGAGUCUGCUGAAAGUUGAUCCAAGUCCCACAGGGCCUGUGCAGCAAUACAUACAUCUGAUCAUACAGCUGCUGAGGGCCAUUGGAGGUCCUCCAGCCAUGUUCUGUCUGGUAGAAGUGUUUGCUGCAGCUCGCGGUCAUUUAGCUUCUCAGUUUAGGGAACAUCUGGAUUGGAUCAAGGCCUUCAUCUUCAACAGUAAGGAGGAUAUGAGAAACUACGCCGCCCAGCUGUACGCCAUUGCGAUAUGUUACACCAGGUCUCAGUGCGAGGUUCAGGGCAUUAUAGAGAAAUUCAUCAGUAAUCUGUCAGGAAAGAGUUUUGAGGUUCAGCAUGGCUCAAUGUUGGCUAUUGGCUACUUGGUGGCCCAGCAAAUGAGGAAGGCAUCUGAGCCAAUGGUGAUUGAGGAUGUAGAAUCUGAUGAAAGCAACAAACAGUACAGAGAAUGUGUCAUCACUGCACUGAAGAAAAUUGUGGCAUUUCUGAAGGACAGAGAUGAGCAGUUACUGUUAGGGGCCUGCACAACACUGGGGGAGAUCGGGCGAAGUGGCGCUCUGCCACUGCCCCCUGGUGAUGAGAACCAAGACACUGGAAACAUAUCCAAGAUGUCUGUUGUCAAAGACCUUCUAGCUGUCAAGAACAAGGAGCGUGCCGCCAUGUGUCUGGGUUACCUGUGUGUGGGAGAGGCGGACUUCCCUCAUCAUCGUUACAUUAUCCAGCAGCUCACAGAAUCUGUACAGUCCAAACAGGUGGAGUUACAUUUUGGUAUAGGAGAGGCUCUUGUCUAUUGUGCCCAGGGCUCCGCCUCUCCUGUGGCCAGGAACAUGUGGUUACAGACAGAGCUAGAUUAUCAGAGUAUUGUGACCGGAACAGGUGACCUGGAGUGGUAUCUCCAGCUGGUGCUAACAAAAUAUGUAGAGAACAAGAACCCAUUCCUUAGACAGGCAUCCUGUAUAUGGCUGUUAUUGCUGGUGAAGAAGUGUGGGUACAGCCCCACCCUACAAGCUGCUGUGGCAGACAUACAGGGGGCCUUCAUGAAACUCCUGUCAGAGAAUGACGAUCUAACCCAGGAUGUGGCAUCAAAAGGGUUAGGGCUUGUGUAUGAGAACUGUACGGAGGAGCAGAAGAAGGCUUUGGUACAGGAGCUGGUGGACACACUGACCACAGGGAAAAGGCAGACUCAGAAGGUGGAAGGUGACACCCAAGUGUUUGACCAGGGGGCACUGGGCAAGACGCCAGAAGGGAGUGGCCUGUCCACAUAUAAGGAGCUGUGUGCUAUAGCCAAUGACCUUAAUCAGCCAGACCUCAUCUACAAGUUUAUGCAUCUGGCCAAUCACAAUGCCAUGUGGAACUCUCGUAAGGGAGCAGCAUUCGGAUUCAGCACAAUCGCUGCUCAGGCAGGGGAACAACUCAGCCCUUACCUGCCCCAGAUCGUACCUAAGCUGUACAGGUAUCAGUUUGACCCUAACCCCAAGAUCCAGACGGCCAUGAGCAGCAUCUGGCACGCCCUGGUCAAGGACAACAAGAAAACUGUGGAUACAUUCAUCAAAGAGAUUCUGAAUGAUCUGAUAAAGAAUCUGACAAGCAACCAGUGGAGAGUUCGGGAGUCCAGUUGCUUAGCUGUGAAUGAUCUGCUCAGGGGGAGACAACUCGAUGAAGUGGUGGACCAGUUACCAGAGCUGUGGGAGUCCUGUUUGAGGGUUAGGGAUGAUAUCAAAGAAUCUGUUCGCCUGGCUGCUGAUGCUGCCUGUAAGACUUUGAGUAGGGCUUCAGUGCGGAUUUGUGAUGUGACAAAUGGGAAGAUUGGAGAGAAAGCUACCAGUCUUGUGUUGCCUUGUCUCUUGUCCAACAGCCUCAAAAGUCAAGUGGAAGAAGUACGAGCUAUUGGUUUGAGCACAAUACUGAAGAUCAGCAAAAAUGCCGGAGUGUUGUUAAAGCCUCAUAUCCCAGUGUUAGUGGUGGCCUUAUUAGAGGCAGUUAGUGGGUUGGAGCCACAGGCGAUGAACUACCUGAGUCUACACGCUAACAGUAGUCAGGUGACACAGGACAAGAUUGAUACUGUGCGUAUAGCAGCUUCAAAGAUGUCGCCUAUGAUGGAGACUGUCAACUUGUGUGUACAGUACGUGGAUGAGACCGUGCUGAAGGAGCUUGUCCCCAGGCUGACUGACCUGAUACGUGGCGGGAUUGGCGUAGGAACCAAGGCCGGAUGUUCCAGCUUUAUUAUUUCCCUGGUUCACCAUUGUCCUCAGGAUCUGGCCCCUUUUACGGGUAAACUCAUGGGGUCCUUGUUGAAUGGCCUCCAUGACAGAAACAGUGCCAUACGCAAAUGUUUUGCUUCAGCCUUAGGCCACCUUGCUAAGAUUGCCAAAGACAGCAGUAUAGAAAAGUUAAUAGAGAGGCUGAAAUCAUGGUAUAUGGAGAAAGAUGAUGAGGUGGCACAUCAGGCAUGUGGCCUGACCCUACAGGCGAUCAGUCAUCACAGCUCUGACGUCCUGAAGAAACAUGGCGCCAUUGCAAUGCCUCUGGCCUUCUUUGCCAUGCAUGAGAAGCGGGGACAGGACGGGCAGAGGGUGGCGGUGAGUCAGUCGGGGGAAGAGGAGACCACAGUCUGGCAGGAGGUCUGGCUGGACACCACACCAGGUACAGAAGGUGGGCUGCGUCUGUACAUGGAGGAGACCGUACAGUUGCUGUGUGUGGCCAUAGGUUCCCCCUCCUGGCAUACCAAGGCCCAGGCUGCCAUGGCCAUAAGCACCAUGGCCUCCAAACUGGGUGUCUCACUGGGGGCACCUCACCUGGGUACCCUGCUGAAUGCCCUCCUGAGGGCCCUAUCUGGAAGGACGUGGACAGGAAAGGAGGCCUUACUGAAAGCUUUAUCAACUGUAUGUACAUCCUGUAGCCUGAAUAGUGACCCAGUCCCACAGGAACAGCCUACCACUGACCAGGUGCUUGAGGCAGUGCUGAAGGAGUGUAGGAAGGAGAACCUGGGGUACAAAGUGGAGGCUGUGCGAUGUUUAGGAGCUAUCCUGGAGACAUACAGUAUUGACCGUUUCUCAGACACAUGGGAUAUCCUCACACCAUACUUAGAUAAGUUUAAAAAGUGUUGCGUUGUUGUUGGAAAAUAUGUUGUUGUUGUUGUUAUACAGAAGGCUAACUCAGAGGAAGACAAAGAGGAAGAAGAAGAAGAACAUCAUAGUGUGGAGGAAAUCCUGAACUUUGAAGAGAUGGGGUACGAGGUGAUCGGUCAGGCCUGGCCAUCAGUCCAGGAGACCCAGGAUAAAUAUCAAGAAGAUGUAGCAAAAUUAAUAUCAACAAAAUUACCCAAAUCUAUGUGGAAAAUUCAGCUGGUGAUGCUGAAGACAUCUAGAAAAUUUAUAAAAAGGUUAUUGAUAUUAGAAGAUCAUAAAAAGUUGUCCAAAGACAAUGAGUUACCCAGCAGUAUUGUCAACAUGCUGUUAGCUCAGGCUAUCCGGUGUUUAGAUUGCGCUAAUACUAUAUUCUUUCUUUUAGGAAAUUUGAAGUACUCAGCAAUUCGCCAGGAAGCCUUGUCAGUGAUUGAGGUGAUAGUACAGAAAUUAGCAGAGGAGAAACACUUAGAUCUGCUAAGCCUGAGCAGGAAGGAGCUGUUGAACAGCUUGUCCGUGUUGAGUCGGAACAGUCGGUCAGAGUUACAGGAUCGCGCUAAGGCUGUGGAGAAGCUGAUGGAAGCGCUGAGGACGGAAGAUAUGGACUGGAGCUGAUCACUUCAUACUCACACACACGCGCACGGUUUCUGCUGAAUAACAACAACAAAUGGCAAUGUCAGAAUUCAAAAACACCUGAUGUUAAUCGCCACCUAAUGAAACGAGAAAAGAAUCUGUAUAUGUUGACUCUUGUUAUUAGUCAAAACACCAGGUGUCCCGAAAUUAGAAGAAAUACAGUUCUGUGAUAACCUCCCUGUGAUAGAUGUGGUGUAUACCUGAAUAUGGCAGGAGUUCAUUAUGACCUUCACCUUGGUUUCUAGGGACACAAAGCUUUAGAGGGAAACUUACUGAUAUCCCAUCAUCCAAAGCGUGUGGAGAAAUCUUAUACCAAGCACAUCUGGGCGCUUCACUGGCGUGUGGCAGUGACAAGCUAACGGAGUGGGGAAUGAUAGUACAUGGGACAGUAUAGAGAAAUGAACACUGGGCGAUAUUCUGAGAAUAAGUAUAAACAUUUUAUGUACCAUCAGAUCAAAACUCCUCAAAGAACAAAAUUGACUGCUUACAUGUUUGAAAUGCUUGUGGUUGGUGCGUAUAUUUUUGGACUAUCAAACAUUUAAGGCUCCAUAUGCUGUAUGAUUAUUGACAAUUGGGAGAGGGGUGGGGAUUUGAUACAUUUAACUCGGCUUGUUUCACGUACAUGCCUAUGUGAGGAAAAUAGCAAAUGCUUGGAUGUUCGAUGUCUAGAAUAGGGAAUUGUGCUUCAUAAAACAGUUUGCAUAAACACAGCUGUUUCCUAAUACAUGAGCAUAUUUGAGACAAGAUGGCAGGAAGACAUUGUCUUUCCUCAUGUUACUAACCCGUUUAACAUUCUUAGAGCCUUCCAUUUGCAUGCUGGGAGCCUUCUGGCUCGCGUGUUUGGAGCACUCUUCUCAUCGCAGCCAGUGCAUAUUUCAUAUUGUGUUCAAAUCUUUCCCAGAAUGGAUUGAAAUUUGUAAAUUUUCGGCAUUUGUAUUUGCUUCUACCUCUUUAUUUUAUCUUUUGAUUUUAUCUUAUAUUGGGAAAAACACUCUCUGUUUUCUUCUGAAAGGACUUAAUUUUAGCAGUCAGUAAUGAAGUGUUUUAGCAUUCAGUCAAGUGUUUAUUCAUUUAAGUAAAAUUGUGAGUAUUUGGUAGUACAUGUAUUAGGCUCAACUGGUUAUUUUCUGUUAUUUUUGCUUAAUGAAACUCGUGGGUUUCCCCUGGGAUCAGUGCGUUUUUUACUGGUCGCCGUAUUCUUGAGUAUACGGUAUAACACCAAUCAAAUAAGUAAAUCUUAUUGAAACUUGAUUAUUGCAUGAAAAUGUUGUGAAACUGGUUUUGACUCCAGUGUUAAAAAAAAAAAAAAAAAGUUGAUUCCCUUCCGGGUCUGUAAUUUUCAGAGUUGAGUCAAUCUUGUGCCAUGUUAAACUUUUGGUACUAGGCACGUAUUCUUGCAGAACAAACAGUGUUGUUAUGUUUUCAUAGCCCAGCUAUGGAAUUGUUAAGGACUGAUGACAUGAUUUCUUGUAUUAUGUAAUAAACAUAAAUACUUUGGUACAUA